UUCAAGGUGGAGGUAGCUUAAAGUAAUCGACUCAUGGAAACCAAAAUGAACUUUCUAGUUCUACCCUUUCUUCUUCUCUUCCCUCUCCUUCUUCCUAUUGCUUCUGCUCAACUUAGACAGAACUUCUAUAGCCAAACAUGUCCUAACGUAGAAUCUAUAGUUCGUUCUGUAGUCCAGCAAAAGUUCCAGCAAACUUUUGUGACUGCCCCUGCAACUCUUCGGCUCUUCUUCCACGAUUGUUUUGUGAGGGGAUGUGAUGCUUCGGUUUUGAUAGCUUCGCCGACUAACAAUGCUGAGAAGGAUCACCCGGAUAAUCUUUCACUUGCCGGAGAUGGGUUCGACACGGUGAUCAAGGCAAAGGCUGCCGUUGAUAGUGUUCCUCAAUGCAGGAAUAAAGUUUCAUGUGCUGAUAUACUAGCUCUUGCAACUAGGGACGUUGUAGCCUUGGCAGGAGGACCUUUUUAUACAGUAGAAUUGGGGAGACGUGAUGGGAGAAUAUCUACAAAGGCAAGUGUUCAACGUAAGCUGCCAAGUCCUAACUUCAACUUAGACCACCUCAAUUCCAUGUUUGCUUCACAUGGCCUUACCCAAACUGACAUCAUCGCUUUAUCAGGUGCACAUACACUUGGGUUUUCACAUUGCAGCAGGUUCUCCAAGAGAAUUUACAACUUCAGUCCAAGAAACAGGAUUGACCCGACACUCAAUCUUCAAUAUGCACUUGAGCUAAGGCAAAUGUGUCCUAUAAAAGUAGAUCCAAGAAUUGCAAUUAACAUGGAUCCAACUACCCCUCAGAAAUUUGACAAUGCCUACUAUGGAAACCUUGUACAAGGAAAAGGGUUGUUUAGCUCAGACCAGAUCCUGUUUACUGAUCCAAGAUCAAGACCCACUGUCCAACUCUUUGCUUCAAAUAAUGCAGCUUUUCAGAAUGCUUUUGUGGCUGCCAUCACCAAGCUUGGCAGAGUUGGCGUCUUGACGGGAAACCAUGGUGAAAUUAGGAAAGAUUGUGCCCGCAUCAACUAGAACAGAACUUCUUCUAUUAUUAUCAUUAUUUUCUUAUUUUUAGGUUAUAUUUUCCCUUUUUUAGUAUUAUUUUGAAAAAAUUAUUAUGGUUUAUCUAAGAAUCCUAUUUUUAAAUUAGAUUAAUGUUUAAUUUCACUAUUCUGUUUUUAGCUUACCGGAUGAUAAAAGGCUAAAAUUUUACAUUU
Manihot esculenta (cassava) is the source of this 1205-nucleotide messenger RNA. RefSeq names its product peroxidase 16. NCBI's taxonomy places the organism in Eukaryota, Viridiplantae, Streptophyta, Magnoliopsida, Malpighiales, Euphorbiaceae. The coding region runs from base 34 to 1020 and encodes 328 amino acids. The transcript has 4 exons. Gene Ontology annotation, biological process: response to oxidative stress; hydrogen peroxide catabolic process. Gene Ontology annotation, molecular function: heme binding; peroxidase activity. The record is from RefSeq and is a predicted model, not a curated record.